This is a messenger RNA of Triplophysa rosa, 727 nucleotides long. It is a transcript of the gene chmp5b, whose product is annotated as charged multivesicular body protein 5b. The transcript is spliced from 8 exons. Bases 1 to 663 code for a protein of 220 amino acids. Gene Ontology annotation, cellular component: multivesicular body. The record is from RefSeq and is a predicted model, not a curated record. Gene Ontology annotation, biological process: vesicle budding from membrane; late endosome to vacuole transport via multivesicular body sorting pathway. Lineage: Eukaryota; Metazoa; Chordata; Actinopteri; Cypriniformes; Nemacheilidae.
AUGAAUCGCAUUUUCGGACGCGGGAAACCCAAAGGACCGGCACCGAACCUCACGGACUGCAUCUCAAAUGUUGACUCACGAGCCGAGUCCGUCGAUAAGAAGGUAGCCAGACUCGAUGCAGAAUUAGUAAAAUACAAAGAUCAGAUGAAGAAAAUGAGAGAUGGACCAUCAAAGAACAUGGUGAAGCAGAAGGCCAUGCGAGUGCUCAAACAGAAGAGAAUGUAUGAAGGACAGAGAGAUCAGCUGACGCAGCAGUCGUUUAACAUGGAGCAGGCCAACUAUACCAUCCAGACGCUGAAAGAUACCAAGACUACGGUGGAUGCCAUGAAAAUCGGAGCCAAAGAAAUGAAGGCGGCUUACAAGAAUGUUAAAAUUGAUCAGAUUGAGGAUCUACAGGAUCAGCUGGAGGACAUGAUGGAGGAUGCGAGUGAGGUGCAGGAGGCUCUCAGCCGCAGUUACGGGACACCAGACAUCGAUGAAGAUGACCUGGAGGCGGAGCUGGACGCGCUUGGUGAUGAGCUGUUAUUGGACGAUGAUAACUCGUAUUUGGACGAGGCCUCUACUGCUCCAGCUAUACCUGAUGCUCUGCCGGGAGGCAAGAGCACUAUCCGGGAUGGAGUACUGGUGGACGAGUUUGGCCUUCCUCAGAUUCCAGCUACAUAAAAAACAAACUGACGCAAAAGAACCUCAAACACUCGAAAGACAUGGACAAAUAUCUACACAUGUA